CAAGGCGAGCCUUGCGUCGUAAGUCCGCGACCGACCCACUGGCCCGUUUAGCUUGAGCCCUGAGCCGCUUUGCCGGUGUUGUUAAUCGGUUUCCUGUCCCUGUCCCUGUCCCUCUUGGGCUGCACAUGAACGACACCAUGGCCGCGUCCUCACACCGGAUUAUGUUGGGGCCCCUGGUUGCUGCCAUCGACCAGGGGACGAGCUCCACUCGAUUUUUGGUGUUUAAUGCAAAAACAGCAGAGCUCCUCAGCCACCAUCAGGUAGAAAUCAAACAGAGCUUCCCUAAAGAAGGAUGGGUGGAAGAAGACCCCAAGGAAAUUCUGCAGUCGGUGUUCGAGUGCAUGGAGCGGACGUGUGAAAAACUCACCCAGCUCAACAUCGACAUCUCAAACAUUAAAGCGAUCGGAGUGACCAACCAAAGAGAGACCACACUCGUUUGGGACAAAGAGACAGGGGAGCCCCUCUACAAUGCCAUCGUUUGGCUGGACCUGCGGACUCAAUCAACAGUUGAACGUCUAAUAAACAAAACCCCGGGAAGGAAUAAGAACCACCUGAAGCAUAAAACGGGGCUCCCGAUCAGCACUUACUUCAGCGCCGUGAAGCUCCGCUGGCUGAUGGACAACGUGGACGAGGUCCAUGAAGCCGUCGUGUCUCACCGGGCCAUGUUCGGCACCGUGGACUCCUGGCUCAUUUGGUGCUUGACAGGCGGCAAGUCAGGCGGAGUCCACUGCACAGAUGUGACCAACGCCAGCAGAACCAUGCUGUUUAACAUUCACACCUUGGAAUGGGACCCAGAACUAUGCAAAUAUUUUGGUAUUCCCAUGGAGAUCCUGCCCAGAGUGAGGAGUUCUUCAGAAAUCUAUGGUCUCAUGAAAAUAUGUUCUAGCCUGAAAUCUGGAGCUCUCUCAGGUAUCCCCAUUUCAGGGUGUCUUGGGGAUCAGUCAGCAGCUCUUGUUGGACAGAUGUGUUUUCAGGACGGGCAGGCCAAAAACACGUAUGGAACGGGCUGCUUUCUCCUGAGAAACACUGGAGCCAAGCCUGUAAUGUCGGACCAUGGGCUUCUGACCACUGUGGCGUACAAACUUGGCCGGGACAAACCUGCCUGUUACGCACUAGAGGGCUCCGUGGCCAUUGCAGGAGCCGUGGUUCGCUGGCUGCAAGACAAUCUCGGGAUCAUCGGAUCAUCUGAAGAGCUCGAGAAGUUGGCUGCGUCAGUCGGGACAUCCUACGGCUGCUACUUUGUUCCUGCAUUCUCGGGUCUUUAUGCCCCUUACUGGGAGCCCAGUGCCAGAGGGAUCAUUUGUGGGUUAACUCAGUUUACUAAUAAGAGUCACGUUGCAUUUGCUGCAUUGGAAGCGGUGUGUUUCCAGACCCGAGAGAUUCUGGACGCCAUGAACCAGGACAGUGGCAUCCCGCUAACCCAGCUCCAGGUGGACGGAGGAAUGACGUCCAACAGGCUGCUGAUGCAGCUGCAGGCAGACAUCCUCUGUAUCCCUGUUGUGAAGCCGUCCAUGCCCGAGACCACUGCCCUCGGAGCAGCGAUGGCAGCGGGAGCAGCAGAGGGGGUGAGCGUGUGGAGUCUAAGCCCAGAGGACCUGAGUGAAGUCACCUCCGAGAAGUUCGAGCCCCAGAUCAACCCUGAAGAGAGCGAGUUUCGGUACGCUCGAUGGAAGAAGGCGGUUCAGAAAUCCAUGAACUGGGAGACGACGGAGCCUGUUGGGAAUGGAAACGGUGAAAGUAGUAUCUUCAGCAGCGUCCCCCUGGGCUUUUACAUCAUGGGCAGCAUGUUGAUGUUAAUUGGUGCAAAUUACCUCGCAGGCCACGACUAGACUCAGACUUCUGGAGGCAUUAACGCAAAAAAGAGGAAAGUGGAAACAAGCGCUCUUCAUACCGGACGCCCCCGCUCUCGGUUGCACUCGGUUUUUUUCUCUCCAAAAAAGGCAUUCCAGGAGAAUGACACUCCUGCUGAAUCUUACCGAAAAACCAGGACAGGUCGGGACUGACUAGUGGGAAUAUUUGUCUGCUGCAGGCAUUUGUACAUUAUGGAUCAAUUUUAGCAGUGUGCAUGCAGUAUUUCCUUUUUCAUUAUGUUGAUAUAGUGUCAAUUUCUGCGCUAGAAACUACCAACGGCAGUUUAAAUUGUUGUUCUCUUUCCACGGUAUGAAGUGAAGUGAAGCUCUCUAAUUGUCAUUACUUGUUUGUUUUGUCCUUCCCGACCCUCCACCAUGAGCUACAGAGGAUAUUUAAGAGCACUUUAUAUUUUUGUUUGGUCUUGUGGGAGCUGUGUACUAACAGAGUCUAAUAUAUUAUUUUUCUAACAUUGGGGAUUAAAGACACAGAAGGUUUUUAGGGAAAGGAAAACGAGGGAGAGUUAAUGAACUGACAAGGUUUUUUUUUUGUGACAUUCUUUUCCAUACAGUCAUGUGUUUAAACCGUUAAAAUAUGUAUUGUGUAGGAAAACACAAUACAUGUUGAGGCAGAGAUGAAUCAGCAGCCUAUUUUUGAUUAUAGGAAGAAAUACAGUAGGAAUACACAUGUAUUUGUAUAUUUCUGUGUGACACAAAAGCUAGAACUAUGAAGAUCAUUAAAGGAAAAAAACGGAAGCAGCGGUUAAUAAGUGAUUAUUUAUCAAGAAAGAUUUUUUUUUAAUUUUUUUUACACACAGCCUCUCAUGGUUCAGAUUCAGUUGUAUAACUUUAACAUGCUCUGCUGUUUGUUUUUAUAGAGUCAUGAUGAAAAGGGCAAAUACACUUCAUUUCCACAGAACUUGAACUAUAUUUUAUUUAUUUUGGUCACAAGUUGAUCAUUUUUCAUAAUUUAUCUGGAGAAACAUUACACUCUAGCUGCUCUAGUUUUCAACAAAAAAAAGUAAAAAAAAAACAAACUUCCACGGCAUGCAAAAUGUUCAAAUGCAAACAUUUGAUAUGCGUCCUUAGAUGAAGAAGCAGUAUUGCACUGACCUGUUAGUUUGGCAUGUUUCUCUCAUUACAUUUUCAUUCAUAGGGAGAUUUCUAAAAACCAUAGACACACAUUCUGAAACCAGUCCCCUUUGCUGUAGUUUGGUUUGAAGAUUAAACUUUGAGGAAGGCGGAGCUCAUGAAUGUCUGUUUAUUCUGUUAACGUUUGUCUGUGUGGAUCUGAUUUGAAGAAAGGGGAGACAGAACUGGUACAGAAAUGAUUUAGGGUUAGCUGUUGUUGUAUACUCAUGCAGUUGUUUGUUGAACUGAAGGUAGGAAAUAAAUGGGUUCAAAGUGCGCUUUUGGGAUGUGAAUUAAUUGAAUAUACGGGACGUCAUUUAGAGUAGAGAAGCUGUAAGUGUUUCUGCAGGCAUGAAAGCAAAGAGCGCCAUCAAUUCAAAUGUAAAUGUGGGACAUUCAACAGAAAUGGUUGGUUUUAAUGAUGAAUUAUUUCCUAUUGAACAAUUAAUGUCUCCACUUGCUACUUGCUCUGCCAUCGCUCUCUCAUUCCCUACAACUCAUUCACAAUGGAAUGGAUAU
Etheostoma spectabile (orangethroat darter) is the source of this 3497-nucleotide messenger RNA. RefSeq names its product glycerol kinase. Gene Ontology annotation, molecular function: glycerol kinase activity. Lineage: Eukaryota; Metazoa; Chordata; Actinopteri; Perciformes; Percidae. The transcript has 21 exons. The coding region runs from base 126 to 1829 and encodes 567 amino acids. The record is from RefSeq and is a predicted model, not a curated record. Gene Ontology annotation, cellular component: mitochondrion. Gene Ontology annotation, biological process: glycerol-3-phosphate biosynthetic process; triglyceride metabolic process; phosphorylation.